AUAUACUUAGUACUUCUAACUGGGAGGUGUGGUUGGCUUUUGGGAGGUGUGGUUGGCUUUGGUGAACAUCACAAGGGCCUCAAGAUAUAUAUUGCGUCUUUACCCUCAGAUUCCCGACCGAACCAAACAAGCACACUUUUGUCCCAUUCUCAUUGCAUUCACUGUAUAUCCAUUCUUCCCAGUUGAUUCUACCGCAUGAAUUACGGCCCCUACGUUGCGAGGGUUGCAUUGGUUUUCAUAUCAAACCCUCCUUCCGAGUUUUCUAAUGAAUUUCUCCUCCCAAACACACUGAGCUCGUUAGCUAUUGCAGCUUGAGAAGGUAUUGUUUGAGUUUCACGGUGCCGAUCACACUCCAUCCAUAUGCAAUACGGAAGGGAUGGAGCUACAAAAACCGCCGAUACCGCCGACUGUACCCGACGACGAAGAACGGAAAAGAAGAGCAUUUGCCGACGUCGACGAAUUUACGGUAACAACACAUGAGCGUUCGCUUUGUAAGAAGACCAAAGCCGAGCGAGAACGCGCGUGGCGUCUAUGGAAUAGAUUUGUCACAGAUGUGUUACAAUUAACACAAAAAGAGGCUGAUAAGAUUUGGUUUGGCGUGUGCCAAAACAAGAAAAAGUCCAUUGCUAUCUGCAAGAGCUUUCUGGCCGACUAUACACGCUAUGCAAGAUGCAGGCGUCUGUAUAUAGACGGUACCGAGGAACAGAAGCAGGUACGAACAGUUCAAUCAGUAGUGACUAUUAUUGCUUUAUGGAAGCAUAUAGUAGCUCAAGCUGAUGCUGUAGUGCUCGCGAAGAGAAGGGAUCAAGAUUCAAAUGAAGAUUCAGACGAAGAUUCCGAACAAUGGACAUUGCUUGGCAACCGUGGGAAGGCCCGUGAAGAGGUUAUCCAGUGGAUCCAAUCAACUCUUGCACAAAAGUUCAACCUUUCAUGCAAACAAACAUUUGAGAAAACCGAAGCCACAACAGACGAUGUUCUGCUUAUUCUUAGCACUUUGUGGGAACGCGCGGUCGAUAUACCUUGUGAUCCUAGACAUCGGGUUGCCUUUCAUACAUUGGUGCUUAUAGGAAGCAUUGGCUUUCGGCCCGGCACUUAUGAGAACAUGCUUUAUCGACAAGUCAAGCUACUUGUCGUUCGCGAUCCGGAUACAAAGGAACCAAGGCUUAUUGCUCAGAUAACGAUCAAUCAAAACAAGCUAUCGGUUAAUAAAAUUGAUAAGGGGGCAGAUGUGGUGAUCUUUUCUGCUACUAUGGUACCAUGCCAGAUCCUUUGCUUAGUUACGUUUGUAGCUAUUCAAGCUCUACAGGAUGAUGCCUUCGAAACAGAGUUUUCAUCCUUCGACGAAUUACUUCAGCGUCCAAACUUGGAAGAUGUUGAUUGCAUUGAACUUAGGUGGAAGGAUGGGAUGCAGGAAAAGCCUAUCUUUCCCUUAAAGUACUACAAAUUUCUGGAACUUUGGAACCGGACAUGGUUGGUAGCGGGGAACAGAACUCCUCUCCGCCCCUAUGCGCUGCGAAUCGGCGGUGGAAAUAAAAUUGAUGGUUCCCUUACAUCCGCUAUUCGAAACCACAUCCUGAGCCAUAACACACAAACGUUCGAAACCUCUUACCAAGCGAGGCAUAUUCCACACAAUUUGAUGUCAUUCGUUUUCGAUAGUACAUCUGAAGACGAUUCCAAGCUAUUCAAGCUACUGGCCUCCGCAUCCUUGCGUAGGGAUGACAAAGCACCGCUUUAUCCGACAGCAGCUACGCUAGAAACGUUUGAAAAUCGCGAGGAUAUGAAAGCACUUCGCGCACAGCGUCGUCAUCUCCGGGAAGAGCUCCAACUCUCUGCAGACAAUAGAGAGGUAAAGCAACUUUCCGCAAAAAUUGGAGAUUUACGGACGGUAUUGUCAAACUUGGCUGUCAAGCAGGCUCGAGAAAACUACUUCGCUAAAGUUGAUUCCCUUAGGGCUCGCGGCCUGUCAACCGAAGAUAUGCCAGCCCCCCCUCCAAAUCCUUUCAGAUGCUCCUUCGGUCCCAGUUUACCUGCAGCAACAAUCAUUGGUCGAUACUUGAACCCCAAAGAUCCGGUUUCCGACACCGCUACGAAAAUGCUUUUUCCAAAUUCGACCGACAGUGGUUCUGACCAAACUACCCAAAAGCGGCUUGCAGUACCGGAAAUGCUUUUUGCGUAUCUGAAUGAUAGGUACGGAGAAGUAGAAGGGAUUGCUCAGGAAAUGGAGCAAACAGCCUCCGAACAUAAGAAAGCAGCUUCCACGCUCUCUACAUGUCUUCUCUGCCUACAAAGCUUCACUCGUCGACGUAACCUCAGUAGACACCAUCGGAGCGUCCAUUUCACGGCAACGACCUUUGAACCUUUCUCAUGCCCCGAAUGUCAGCGGCAAGGAAAGGAGGAGUAUAGAAUCGAGAGGGCAUCGGAGUGGAGUAACCAUGUCGAAAGAGUACAUGGUUCCAUCAAUACUCCGGAUCUCUUCACUACGCCAAUCGUCAAACCCACAUCAAUGGCUACAACUACCAAGUCGAAAUCCGCUCCUUGUUUAAGAUGCGGCCAAUUGUUCUAUGCCGGAAACAGUUUGUCAAGGCAUAUGAAUAAGUAUCACAGAAUCGUAGAGCCAUUCGAUUGUCCAGAAUGUAAGAGAGAAGGGGAGAAUAUCCAGAUUAAUGACCUCGCUUCGUGGCUUACACAUACGUUGGAUGUUCACGGUUGUAAUGGGCAAACAGGAGUGGUUAUUGAUAAGGUUGAAUUUGGCGUGCUCUUCUACUCUCCUAACGUAGUCCCUCUGACUAAACUAGACUGGCCUCGCCGGCUUAGCUGUCACAUUGACCCUUUUGGUAGUUAUUUACGUAGCAGAAAUAUUUACUUAGUUAACUCCAGAAAACUAUAAAGUCUUAUCCUCCAUAAAGAAUUGGAUAUUUCUUAGGUUUAAUAGAGACGUUUAAUUCGCGGAUUGGUUGGAAGGGGCGAACGAAGUUGAAGCAAAACUGGAGACCUAGUAAGUGAGCUGGGCCCACUCCGGUUUGGAAAACCAAGCCGCUGACAAAAGGAAACACAUGACCAGUAG
Neurospora tetraspora is the source of this 3064-nucleotide messenger RNA. RefSeq lists its product as uncharacterized. The transcript has 6 exons. The coding region runs from base 377 to 2887 and encodes 836 amino acids. Lineage: Eukaryota; Fungi; Ascomycota; Sordariomycetes; Sordariales; Sordariaceae. The record is from RefSeq and is a predicted model, not a curated record.